AAUUAUGAUUCAAUACAUCAGCAGUGACAUCUGGUUGUAGUCCUUCAAGAUAAUGUACUUAAUUUUUAACAGAUUUACUCAGUAAUUAUUUGUAAACAAUUCUGUGUUAAGAGUUGUGAAUUGAACACAUUGGUAUACAGAACAGGACAGAACAUAAGGCUAAAAUGAAUCCAGAACAUUCUUUAGAAUUUCCUUUGAAAAGUGAAACUGAAGGUUCAUUAUCACUACCUUCCAUAAAUCAAGAAAACAGCAACAUGGCUACCUUUAAUGGAACCAAUGAUAGAGACUUUUUGUCUCUGGAUUCAUUGAUGGACAUCAAAAUAGAACCAGAGGAAUUCUGUGAGUCUAAUGAAGGUGAUGAAUAUUCAUACGAAAUGAAUUCAACAGUGAAUGAAAAACAUCCGCAAACUUGCAAAAAGGAAGUAAAACAAGAAAGAAGGAAUAGUGACAAUGGAGAGAAGCUUUUCAGAUCCGCUGACUGUGAAAAAGCAUUUUACAAGAAAAUUAAUCUUACAAAUGAUAUCACAAAUCCUACCAGAGAGAAAUUCAUAUGUAAUGACUGUGGGAAAGCAUUUUCAAGGAAAGAUUGUCUUACAAUUCAUAUGAGAAUCCACACUGGAGAGAAUCUAUUCAUAUGCAACGAAUGUGGGAAAGCAUUUUCCCAGAAAUCACAUCUUACAGAUCAUACGAGAAUCCAUAAUGGAGAAAAGCCAUUCGUAUGCAAAGAAUGUGGGAAAGCAUUUUCCUUGAAACGUAAUCUUAUAGCUCAUAUGAAAAUCCAUACUGGAGAGAAGCCAUUUAUGUGCAAAGAAUGUGGAAAAGCAUUUUCUCGCAAAACACAUCUUACUCUUCAUAUGAGAAUGCAUACUGGAGAAAAGCCAUUCCUGCUAAUGUGGGAAAGCAUUUUCCCGCAAAACACAUCUUACACUUCAUAUGAGAUUCAUAAUGGAAAGAAGCCAUUUAUGUGCAAAGAAUGUGGAAAAGCAUUUUCUCGCAAAACACAUCUUACUCUUCAUAUGAGAAUGCAUACUGGAGAAAAGCCAUUCAUGUGUAAAGAAUGUGGAAAAGCAUUUUCCCGCAAAACACAUCUUACACUUCAUAUGAGAUUUCAUAAUGGAAAGAAGCCAUAUGUGUGCAAUGAAUGUGGGAAAGCAUUUCCCCAGAAAUCAAAUCUUGCAAUUCAUAUGAGAUUGCAUACUGGAGAGAAGCCAUAUAUGUGCAAUGAAUGUGGGAAAGCAUUUUCCCAGAAAUCAAGUCUUACAAGUCAUAUGAGAUUGCAUACUAGAAAGGAAAAAGAAACAUCAUGAUAAAAUAAACCAGUUAAGGCAGAGAUCUCUCAAAUGACCAACUAUAUGACAGAUCAAAAUCACUCACAAAAUCUGCUCAAGAAAAUAUGGAAAAUAAAGAAAAAAUACAGAAUAGGGGAUGAACAAGUGAGUGGAAAACUGGCAGAACACCAAGCCAAUAUAAACGUCCUAGCUUCACAAAUAGGAAACGAACAACAGAAGAUAAAAGUAAAACAAAUAAGUAGGCAGUUUGGUGAAAAUCCAAAGAUUGUGUAUAGGAAGAUGACGAAAGAAACAAUGGAGGUACGAACACCACCGAGCAAGGAAGACCUAGAGAGAUUUUAGAAGCCACUGUUUGAAGACCCUAGACAACACCAAGAGAAUUCAUGGAUUGACACCAUUAGGCAGAAGAACAGCCAGAAACAGCAAAUAAUAAAAAUAAUAAUAAUAAUAAUAUGCUUUAUUUCAGCUCGGGGCCAUAUACAUUGAAUAUACAAAAUACAGACAGUAACAUUCACAAUCUAGAUACAUGGGACAUGAUAAAAUAGAAAGAGAAAAUGAAUAAUCGGCACUUAUCCACAAAAUAGAUGAGGUAGCAUAAAAGCUAGUAAUCAUCAUACUGGUAAUAACAGUAAUAAUAUUGGUGAGAAAAAAAAUAUGCAUUGAGAGUAAUAACAGUUGGUGCACAUAUUAUAUAACUUAAAUUUCAACUAGAGACCUUAGGUGGUUACAGUAGUCAGGUCCAGAGGGCUUAAUACAUAAAUUAAAUGUAAAUAAAACUUUAACUUUAUAGUAAUCACAGUAAUAAUGAAAAAUUAAAAUAUCAGCAAUAAAUGUAAUAAUGACAAAAACUGCAGAUGACAUCUUGCCAAUACAGAGAUUAAGUCCUUUAGGGGACGAAGGCCUCAUUUUCCCAUCUUUCCCACAAUUUAGAUUUUCUUCUUGCUUCACUCCUUAGGAUGCUUUGUAUGAGUGAGUUGCUGCUGUUUCUCACUCGGGUUACCAGACUGGACAUUGUUCGCCUAACAAUGAUUUUUAAAUUGUCCAGGUGGUUUUCUAUGAACAUCUGUGUGGCGGAGUGGUAGCGGGGAGUGUUUGUGAGGCGUCUCAGAAUGUCAUUGUGCACAACAGUGAUGCGUCUCAUGGUCUCUCGGGUAUAGUUCGUCCAGAGGGAACACCCAUAGAUACUGUAGCAGUACGAGCGGAAAAGCAGCAGUUUUGCGUCUCGGUGACAGAAGGCAAACCUCCUUGCAAUCAUGUUGCCAGCUGCACAUAAUUUACGACGCCUCUGUUCAAUGUCUGCCGUAUCUUUUAGGUCGUCGGUGAUAAUGUGACCCAAAUACGGAAAUUCGUACACAAAUUCCAGCCGAUGGUUUCCGAGGAAAAUUUGAGGUUCUGCAAUAUCCUUAAGCGAUCUCGGGAGCAGCGACAUGCACUGGGUCUUCGUUUCGUUGUAGAUUAUAUCAAAUUCCUCUGCAUAUUGGCGGCAAGUGUCGAUGAGUCGUUGGAGACCUUGCACUAAUGGGGAAAUCAGAACCAUAUCGUCGGCGUAACAGAGGUUGUUUUUAGUUGUUUCAUUGACGGUGCAUCCGAUUGGGAGCGAGUUCAGUUUGACAUUCAAGGCAUCUGUGUACGUAUUAAACAGGUAUGGAGAGAGAAUGCCCCCUUGCCGAAGCCCGUUUAAGGAGCCGAAGGUGUAAGAUAAUACGUUACCCCAUUUGACACAGAAUUGCUGUGUGGAGAACCAGCAAUGUAAAAUGCCAUUUAGAUACAGGGGUGUGCCCCUUUUAUCCAGCUUCAGGAAGAGCUUCAGGUAGUUUACUCUGUCAAAUGCUUUUCUCACAUCUACGAAACAAAGGAAAACAGGAGAGGCUGAUGAUAGGUAAUAGUUCAGCAAUUCUUUCAGUAUGUAGAUGCAGGUGUCGGUUGAGUGGUUUGCUUUAAACCCGAACUGGUUGUCAGUGGUGUGUAGAAAGGGGAGAAGUCUCACUAGAAGAACAGACUCAAGUAUCUUCGAUGCGAUCGUUGUGAUUGCAAUCGGCCGGUAGUUGCCAGGGUCAGCUGCAUCCUUUAGCUUGUUUUUGAUUAAUGGUAUCAAGUGAACUAAGAGUAGGGAGUCUGGAAGAAACCGUGAAUUAUGCACGCAUUGAAUAGGGCAGCUAGCAAAAUGUAAAUUAUCGGAUGGCAGAGUUUGAAGGCCUCUGCAGGAAGACCAUCACAGCCGGGCGAUUUAUUAUUAGGUAGGCUGUUUAUGGCAUCGCUGAUGUUACCUGGCGUAAUACGGUCUGCAAAAUGAAAUUGAAUGUUGUCAGUAAGGAGGUUAUCUACAUCCCUUCGGGAAUCUUGAUCAUUUAUGCAAUUCAGGAUAUUGUUGAAGUGAUCGCCCCACAUACUUGCAAUAGCUUCGUCUCCGACUGCUUCCCCUACUCUCUGUGAUAGCUUUUUAGUUUUGGGAUUUAAAGACUGGAUAUCUUUCCAAAGACGAGGAUAAUCACCAGAUUCUACGUUUCUAGACAUUGCAUCGGUUAUUAGUUGUUUUUCAUUUAACCUGCAAUGCUUAAGAGCAAGUUUGAACUGCGCUCUCGCCUGUCUCAUUAGCAAUGCAGUGUGCCCUUCCCUGGGGCUACCAUUUUGCCUCCACAGUAAAAACAUUUCUCGUGAGUAUGUAUACAGAUCUUUAACCAAGUCAUUCCAUCCAGGUAUAUUACGAGAAUUACCUUGACGAAAUCUGUAGGCCACCAAUAAGGUUCACCAUCGAAAAAGUAACAAAGAAAAUAAAAGAAUAUAAUAAUUUCAAGAUAACAGGAAUAGACAAGAUCCCAGACUGAGCUCCCUAAAAGCUCAAAAGACUGAGCUCCCUAACAAACAUAGGCCCAUCUGCUGCCUUCCAACAACCUACAAAUGGCUCACAGGAGUCAUAGCAGACGAGAUCUGUGAACACCUAGAUCAAGGCAAAUAUAUGGAAAAAGAACAAAAGGGAUGUACAAGAAACAAACUUAGCAAUAAAGGUCAACUGCUAAUAAACAAAACAAUAUUAGAAGAUUGUAAGAAAAAACAAAGGAACCUUAAUGUGGCUGGGAUAGAUUACACGAAGGCAUUUGACACUGUGCCGUGCACCUGGAUAUUCAAAUGUAUGGAAUUAGACAACAUCAAUGAGGAAAUAAGAUCUUUCUUGGCAGCACAGAUGAGUAAGUGGAGGACCACUCUCUGUCUAAAACACUCUGAGGGCCAGAUAGUAAUUCCAGGCAUAAAGAUCCAAAGAGGAAUAUUCCAGCGUGACAGCUUCUCACCACUUCUAUUCUGCUUGAACGACAUUAACACUGGCUAUGACCUAAGCAAAAGCAGAAGCAGAAAAGAGAAUGAAAGAGUGAACCACCUGCUCUUCAUGGAUGACCUGAAGUUGUUUGCAGACUCGGAAUAAAAAUUGGAAGUACAAGUUAGGACAGUCCACCAAUUCUCAAAUGACACCUGCAUGGAAUUUGGGUUGGACAAGUGUGCCAAGAGUACAAUAAAGAGAGGGAAGAGAGUAACAUCAGAAGGUAUAAAGGUAGAGGAAGGCAUAUUUGUUGAAGACCUGGCAGAGGAUUCUGCAUAUAAGUACUUGGGAAUAGAAGAAAACACUGGUAUAGAACACAAAAAAGUGAGAGAAAAGGUAAAGAAAGAAUACAUCAGCCACUUAAAGAAUUAACACCAAAGAACAAGAUCACUGCCAUAAACCAGCUGGCGAUACCAUUGGUGACAUAUGGUUUUGGCAUUGUAGACUGGCCACAAAGUGAGUUAGACAGGAUGGAAAUUAAAAGAUUCUCACCCUACAUUAAGUCAAAUACAGACAUAAUAUACCUCCCUCGUGGAGAAAGUGGAUUAGGCCUGACUGAGAUCAACCAGGCCUAAAGGGCACCAAUAGUAAGUAUAGGGCAGUACUUGAAAAGCUCUUAGGACGAAAACGUCAAAAAGGUUGCCUAAUACCAUAAUGAAGCCCUGAGCCAACUAACAUCAAUAACUGAUCUGAUAAAAGACACAGAGGAUACCAACAAGACCAACAGCAACAAUUGCCACGAAAACUAAGCAGAAAUACAGUUACAGAGAGGAGACACUUAAAAUGGAAAGGUAGAAAGACCAUGGAAGGACAGGAAGAUGUCAAGAAGAAUUGGAAAAGUUGCAUUGACAAAGAAGAGUCACUUAGAUGGAUAGGAAAUGGAGAUCUAGGUUAUGAUGGAGAGACUGAUAAUAUGAGCCCAAGACCAAGGCCUCCUGACAAACGAUUUCAAGAGCAGUUAACCAGUGUAUGUUUUGUCAUGCAGUGGUUGAGAGUGUUAGUCAUCUGAUAUCAGCCUGCAAGACCCUGCUUGCAGAUGGUCACUACACAAGCCCACCACAACAAGAUCUGUAAAUAUAUUUUGGAAAAUAUGUAAAGAAUACAGAAUUGAAGUGAAAGGAAAAGUGUGGGAGCAUGAACCAGAUCCAAUCACCUCCAUCUUUUAUGACAAGGAAAUGCCAACAGGAAGAUAUAUAGAAGGAGGUGUUAUAAGACCUGAUAUUGUGAUCUGGAACUAGGAGGAAUAAACAGCAAAGAUUAUAGAAGUGACAGUACCCAGUGACUUUGGUCUUAAUAGAGCUGAAAAGCAUAAAAUAACAAAAUACCAAGACCGGAAGAAUGACCUGAAAAGCACAUGGGAACUGAAGGAAAUAGAAAAAAAUACCUUUGGUGGUAGGAGCAACAGGACUUAUAAAGAAAAACUUGAGAAAAUAUCUUCAGGGUAUACAAAGUUGCCCAGUAUAAAUGAGGUGCAGAUUUUUGCCCUCAAAGAAAUGGUAAACACCUUGAAACGAGCCCUUGGAUAUAAGGCUAGUGGAAUAUAGAGGUGCAACCAUAGACCCCAGGCUGGGGCCCAUUGCACCCCUGAUAUAAAUUGAAAAUUACGAAUAGCAUAGUAAGCCAGAGAGAAACCAUAUAGUUGCUCUAUAUGUCAAAGAAGUUUUUCUCAACCAAGUCCUCUCAAAUGACAAGAGAAUUCACACUAGACAGAAACUGUUUACUUGAUCUCUGUCCGAGUAGUUUUAUUAAAUGAUUUCAUUUAACUUGACUCCUGCGUCUGUUUUGAAUGAAGGUGUCGCAAAAGGUGUGUAAAAACUCAUGCUAGAAAGAAGUCAUAUCCUUUAUCUGCACUUGGUUUCCGAGAAGUCUUUUAUUUUCAUUAGGUUUUUUCAUUAGGUUCAUCUUAGAAUGAAUUUGUUAACUCAGAAGAAAGAUGUCAUUCUUCCACACGAUGUAGAAACAUUUUUUCUUUUGUAGAUUCAUAACAUAUGUGAGCACUCAUGAAGGAUAGAUAUUGUUCUUUUACACUGCACGUUGUAGUUUUGUCUUGUAUUCUGCAAAUCACAGUCAUUGGUUCUGAAUGCCAGACUGUUUUUCUUGUAUCAAAAUGCACAAGCAAAGUCACUCAUAAGCGAGGAUGUUCAGUUGCACUGACGGAUUUGUUAAUGUUUUGCACCCCAAAGUAAGUUGCACUUGAUGUGGAGAUAAUUAUUGUGAACUUGUCUGCAAAAUCUAUAGAAAAAAAGGCAACAGCAACCUAAGGGAUGAUAAAAAGAAAAACCAUAUUUAUAUUUUUAUGAUCCAAUUCAUGACCAUCAUCAUUGCUGUUACUCAAAGAAGAGAAGGAGAAUCUGGAGGAGGGUCUCACUGAAAAUGCAGAUGAAGGCUCUUCAUUUGCAGAGUCUUUAUUGGAAGUCAGGGCAGAGCCAGAGUGAAUUUGAAGCAAAAUGGUUGUGUAAUCUUUAUGCAAAGGUAAAAUAAAUGACUUAGUUUUUUUCUUACAAUUGUUCUCAUUGAACACUGUACAGUGCUAGGUUAAGAAACUUUCCUUUGUCCUCUCCACUUUUCUUGUUCCUGAGUAUUUUUUGAAUGAUUUCCAAAUAAAGAAUUAGUAUUGUCUUUGGCUGACACGAAGUUUUCUUCCUUUUGUUAUUCAGCAUUGUGCAUAUAUGCAUAGGUGUAUGUAGUUGUAAGCUUGAAUAUUACCAUGAAAUGUUAUUCUUUAUGGAAAUAGAAAGGACUGAUAUCUUCAUUAAACUUCAAUGAAAUUUUGGUGCAUUUUUAUAUGAUUAUUUUUUUAUAUGUUCUUGGUUUUAAUCUUCUACAAAGAUUGUGCUACAGCAUUUGUAAGUAAAUCCUAAUGCCUUGUAUUAGCUCACUAAAUACUACAGUGGACUGUGUAGUAUUUUUUUUUAGAUUAACCAGUCUGAAGUGUUGAGACUAGACUAGUUAUGUAAAUGACUAAAGUGAUGUGUUAUUCUGAUUAGAU
This is a messenger RNA of Macrobrachium nipponense, 7591 nucleotides long. Its product is annotated as zinc finger protein OZF-like. Gene Ontology annotation, biological process: regulation of transcription by RNA polymerase II. The record is from RefSeq and is a predicted model, not a curated record. The coding region runs from base 165 to 1307 and encodes 380 amino acids. The transcript has 2 exons. Gene Ontology annotation, cellular component: PcG protein complex; transcription regulator complex; chromatin. NCBI's taxonomy places the organism in Eukaryota, Metazoa, Arthropoda, Malacostraca, Decapoda, Palaemonidae. Gene Ontology annotation, molecular function: RNA polymerase II cis-regulatory region sequence-specific DNA binding; DNA-binding transcription factor activity, RNA polymerase II-specific.